Molecule: messenger RNA, 456 nt
Organism: Oreochromis niloticus (Nile tilapia)
Lineage: Eukaryota; Metazoa; Chordata; Actinopteri; Cichliformes; Cichlidae
Product: filamin-C-like
Exons: 4
Coding region: 57-329 (90 amino acids)
Molecular function (GO): protein binding
Source: RefSeq, a predicted model, not a curated record
CAAGCUCCUCACAUAUCAUCAUCCAGGGUACAGUCAUAUGCUGAUGAGGAGAUCCCAUGCAGGUGAAGGUGCUGCCCACCCAUGAUGCCAGCAAGGUGCGUGCAAGUGGAUCCGGCCUUAAAACCACUGGAGUGCCCAGCUCUCUGCCAGUGAAGUUCAACAUUGAUGGCAAAGAUGCAGGACCCAGACGGGAAGCCCAAGAAGCAAAUAUCUGUGACAACCAUGAUGGGACCUACCUGGUGUCUUAUGUGCCAGACAUGACUGACAGCUGCUCAGUCCAUCCAGACUCCUCUCCAUAUGCAGCAGUGAUGCCGGCUCUCUCCAAGUGAUUCCUUCAUCAUCAACAUCUGCAUCCACGAUCCACCAGCUCAACAGCAACAUCUGUCAGCUGUGCAUCCAACUGGAGGCCUUCGCCUGCUGUGCUGAGGCGCUGGGCCGCGAUUUCCGUCCCUUGUU